Messenger RNA from Entamoeba dispar SAW760, 936 nucleotides. RefSeq lists its product as uncharacterized. The coding region runs from base 1 to 936 and encodes 311 amino acids. Lineage: Eukaryota; Evosea; Mastigamoebida; Endamoebidae. The transcript is spliced from 3 exons. The record is from RefSeq and is a predicted model, not a curated record.
AUGCUUCCAUUUAGUUGUGUAUGUUCUAACGUAUCAAUUCAAUUAACACUAAAACAAAUACAAAUACCUCCAUUAAAAUGGAUUAAUCCAAUAACAGGAACAGGUAAAAUAACUAUCAAAUAUACAUCACUUACUCAUACUACUCAAAUUGGUAAAUGGUCAUGUGUUAGAUGUAAUUCAUGUGGUACUGAUUGUUGUUUACUUUGCGAUGGAGAAAUUAUUAUAAACCCUUCACUUAAAGAUGUUAUUAGAUUAAGAGAAAAAUUAACAUAUUCUCAUACUUUUGGUAUUUAUGUUGACCUUCAACUAAUUAAAAGUAGACCAACAACAUGUCAAAAUUCAUACGUUGGUUCAUUAAGUAUUGGAUCAGUUAGAGAUCCAAUUGAAAAAGAACUUAUUACCAUCAAACAAAAACGAGUUGAACAACUAUUCCAAGAAAAAGAAAGAAAAAUAAGAGAAUUUGUAAUGGAACAAGAAGAAGCAUAUGAAGCUGAACGGCUGUUAAUUUCUAAUGAACUUGAUGCUAUUAAAACUAAAUUAGAAAAUGUCCAAGAUGAAAUACCAAAAAUAACAAUCACUCCAGUUAAAAUCCCAAAAACGAAAUCGGGUAGUGGAAUCUUUGAUAUGGAUGAAGAUUUUGAUGUGGAUGAAGACAUUGAUAACUCUACCCAAAUAACUGAUUCUUCAACACAAAACCAAAUCGACCAAAAACAGACUCAUCAAAUUUUUAAUACUAUUUCAUCUCCAACAGAUUCUGAUGGAGACCAAUCACCUUCUGAUGUUUUUACUUCUAAUGCUCAAAAUAUUAAAAGAAGUAAACCAAUGAAACUCAAAGAUGAUUUUCCUUCUACUUUCAAAGAAUAUACGAUAAGUUCAAUGACUAACACAGAUGAGUUACCUGUAUCAAGUUCUUUUGUGGGAAAGUACCAGUUUUAA